GAAAAACAAGAAAAAAGGCUCCGUUAUCAAAAGAUGGCUCCGACAAGAAAAAACCUUUUCGUGCUCUGGAAGACAGGCGAGCUGAAGAUCAGAUGGGAGGUCGACAGCGGUCAUGGCACCGAGAACGAAAAGACCGUAUCGCUAGAUGAUAUCUAUAGAUUGGAUCGAAACAAUGUUAAUUUCCUAGUAAAGGGGACCAGCGAUGCCAAUGUACCUUUCAAGAUCAACAUGCAUCUUCAUUGUAACGAAGAACAUGCCUUCGGUGUGAAAUACUCUGGAAUAACCGAGACAUCACAAGGGAUCACAAAUUCCACAUCUCCAAGACCGUCAGCAUCCACACCAGUCGACAUUUCUCCUCAAGGUGCAUCCGCAUGUACUUCUAAUGCCAGGAAAGUGAGCGACGAAAUGCUAAAUAGCUUGGCACAACACGUUCCAACCUACGCUUACAACAAGUUUAGCGGAAAGCUUGGAAUCGAGCAUAACCAGGCCGGGAACAUUUUGGAUAAGUAUAAGAGCGACUAUGAGAAGGCAACGAGGGAAUGCCUUGCGAAAUGGAUGGAUAGAUCAAACCGUGAUGUUGCUGACUUACAUGAAGUUCUGAGAGCAGUUGAUCUAGGGGGUUUAAUUAUUUACUGUAACUAAUACCGAUAAAAGGGAAACCAUGUGGGGGAACAAAUGUUGAUCAACACACACACAAACACUCAUGAAUGCAUAUUAGAAUGUGCGUAUAUUUCAGAGAAAUUAUGUUCGGCGACGGAGGAGAUACGAAUACGACCAAAAACACAAUAGAUAACUAUAAUAACUAAAUGUCCAGUUACUAUCGUAUAGUUAAAUUACCAAGAUACUAGCCAAAAGUAGUCGAGGGAAUAUCAAAACGGAAGAAAAAAGCACUUUCGGCUUUUUCGUAUGGAGAAGGUGUGUUUAGUUUGUGAAGUAGUAGCAAGCAAGCCCUUCUUUUCGAUUUUGGCCCUCUGCUAAAUAAUAGGUUAAAUAAUAUUUAGCCCAUCAAGCUUCUUCAGGUUUUGGACAAUAAUAUAUAUUGAUGCGUCAAUGCAUGAAUGUCAUCGUUGUAUUCUCCUUUUCUUUGAUAAGGAGACAUGUUUUGAAUGAUUUUGAUUAGGUUAUCAUUCAUGAAGUACAAUGUGCUGUUUUUGGUAGACGUAUUUGAUUGGGAGAUUGUAAUCCAAAACUUAGUCCAUCCUCCAAAACAAAUGAAGAAUUCACUGAUGACAAUAACAAUGCACUUGCAACGUUUCACUUUUGACUUGGCCACAUGUUCAGGUGUACUGUACAUUCCAUGAUUACGUAAUUGUUAUAAAUGGACCAUCAUUGUAAAAGGGGAGUUAACAGGUAUUGCAAUUAUACGAACGUAAAGUAAAAUGAUAUUAUAAUAAUUAACAAGAAAUAUAUCAACGCUCAAAAUUGAAUUGAAUUUAGCGUUGAUAUCCAUUCUUAUUAAUAGAAUUAUAUUAUAAAUCAUAGUUGUACAACAUUUUACGAUAUUUCAUAUUUUAAAUUUAAUUUUCUGGUUUUACAUAUCAUGUCAUGUAUUGUAGUCUAAUGAAGCCUCGUUCAGGUAUGAAGCGUUAAACAGCGGCAUCAUUCUUUAUUAAAGAAGUGUAACACGCUUCACAUUUCCGUAUCUUAUAACACAGAGGUGAGAGCUAGCUACCUGUUCAUUAACAUACUUGUCAUUGAUCCGCGGUUUUGGGGGCGGUGUGGUUGUAGCGCUUGUUUACCGCGGCAUAUCGGAACAGGCCUUAAAGGUGUAUAAAUCUCCACAGCCUUGAUUUUCGUUUCGAUCGUAAAUCGAACGUUUGCCCUACCACAAUCCAGCUUUUCGAGUUUCGUGAAAUUACAUGUAACUCCACAUAUCUACGCUAAAUAUUCAAUCUAAAUGUUAUUGUGCA
Messenger RNA from Strongylocentrotus purpuratus (purple sea urchin), 1910 nucleotides. RefSeq lists its product as uncharacterized. Bases 34 to 642 code for a protein of 202 amino acids. Gene Ontology annotation, molecular function: protein binding. NCBI's taxonomy places the organism in Eukaryota, Metazoa, Echinodermata, Echinoidea, Camarodonta, Strongylocentrotidae. The transcript is spliced from 4 exons. Gene Ontology annotation, biological process: signal transduction. The record is from RefSeq and is a predicted model, not a curated record.